Amaranthus tricolor (Joseph's coat) is the source of this 3349-nucleotide messenger RNA. Its product is annotated as probable beta-D-xylosidase 7. Gene Ontology annotation, molecular function: xylan 1,4-beta-xylosidase activity; protein binding; alpha-L-arabinofuranosidase activity. The record is from RefSeq and is a predicted model, not a curated record. The coding region runs from base 205 to 2601 and encodes 798 amino acids. Gene Ontology annotation, cellular component: plant-type cell wall. Gene Ontology annotation, biological process: arabinan catabolic process; xylan catabolic process. The transcript is spliced from 6 exons. NCBI's taxonomy places the organism in Eukaryota, Viridiplantae, Streptophyta, Magnoliopsida, Caryophyllales, Amaranthaceae.
UUAUAAUUUAUAGGGAUUUGGCCUUUUAUUGUUCCUCUAUAUCCCCUCUUAGGCUCUUACCUUAUCUUCAAGCUCAUUAUAUCUCUCUCUUCCCUGAAAAUUUCCCAUUUUCUUGUGCCUCUAAAGUUUAAUUUGUUAUUAUUCUAUUUUUAAUUAUUCUUUAAAAAUAAUUGAGAUUUUUUUUUCAUUAUUUUCUAAUUCAAAAUGGGAGUCAGUGAUCUAUCCCCUAAUUCUCUCUUUCCAUGUCUUUAUAAAUCUGUUAAACUUACUACCCAUAACAAGCCAAUACUCAUUUUUUCAUUUAGACAAAUUAAUCAAUUUAAUAAAGUUGAAGUUCCUAAUUUUCUUAAACAAAGAAAACUCUUAGAAUGUUCGCAAAAAAUAAUUUCUGUGAAAAAUUCCAAUAAUCUUGAAUCUAUUAUGUUAUUUUGUGCUGAAAAUGGUCAUAUUGAGGAAGCUGAAUUGUUUUGGGAUGAAAUCCAACCUAAUGUUCACUUAGUUUCAACCCUAAUAAUCGCAUAUGCGAAAAUUGGGGAAUUGGAUAAAAUUUCUGGGAUUUUGAAUCAAUUAAAAUGUAGAAGAUUCAGCUGGUUGCCCCAGGUUUACUCCCUUGCAAUCAAAUGCUUUGGAGUGCAGGGACACCUUGAUUUAAUGGAACAAACAUUAAAUGAUAUGGUUUCCAUGGGAUUUCCUGUGGAUUCAAUUACAGGACAAGGAAAAGGCUUAACAUUUUGGGCACCAAACAUCAACAUAUUUAGGGAUCCAAGAUGGGGAAGAGGGCAAGAAACCCCAGGAGAAGACCCUUUGCUCACUGCCAAAUAUGGAGUGUCCUAUGUAAGAGGCCUUCAAGGUUAUACUUUCAAUGGGGAUAAGAUCUCGGAGCAGCUUCAAGCCUCCGCCUGCUGUAAGCACUUCACAGCUCAUGAUUUGGAUAACUGGCACGGGAUCACUCGUUAUACUUUCGAUGCUGAAGUGUCUAAGCAAGAUUUGGCAGAUACAUUCCAGCCCCCAUUCCAGAGUUGUGUUGAAGAAGCACGAGCCAGCUCGAUAAUGUGUGCGUAUAAUCGAGUGAAUGGGAUUCCUAGUUGUGCACAUUAUGAUUUCCUGACAGAAACUGCUAGAGGACAGUGGCAUUUUGAUGGGUACAUAGUAUCAGACUGUAAUGCUGUUCCUAUAAUCUAUCAACAGCAGGGGUAUGCCCAAACGCCAGAAGAUGCAGUUGCUGAUGUUCUAAAUGCAGGGAUGGAUGUGGAAUGUGGCUCGUUCACGCCAAGAUACACAAAAUCAGCACUCGAGCAGAAAAAGAUUGCGGAAGAAGAAAUAGAUCGAGGCCUCAGCAACCUCUUCUCUGUUAGAAUGAGGUUAGGCCUUUUCAAUGGAGAUCCAAGGAAAAAGGGAUCUUUUGGGAAGAUAGGCCCAGAACAAGUCUGCUCUGAAGAGCAUCAGAAUCUUGCACUAGAAGCAGCUAGAAACAGCAUUGUACUUCUUAAAAAUUCCAACAAUAUCCUUCCGUUGUUGAAAGAAAAAACCAGUUCGCUUGCUGUAAUUGGGCCUAAUGCUGAUUCCUCUCAAGUUCUCCUUGGUAACUAUGAAGGUUUUCCGUGCAAAAAUACGACAAUCCUUGAAGCAUUACAGGGUUAUAUCGAUGGUAUAAAGUAUCAUCCAGGGUGUAAUGCGGUUGAAUGUUCAUCUGCUGAAGUCGAACAAGCAGUCGACAUAGCCAAAGAAGUAGAUUAUGUUGUUUUAGUGAUGGGUCUGGAUCAAACACAGGAACGAGAGAAAAUGGACCGUGUUGAUCUAGUACUUCCCGGUAAGCAGCAAAAUCUUAUAAGCAGUGUAGCCCAAGCUGCUAAGAAACCUGUUGUGUUGGUGCUUCUUUGUGGUGGUCCGGUUGAUAUAUCUCUUUCAAGGGAUGAUGAUAAAGUUGGAAGCAUUUUGUGGGCUGGUUAUCCAGGUGAAGCUGGGGGACUUGCCCUUGCAGAAAUCAUCUUUGGAGAUCACAACCCAGGUGGGAGAUUACCAGUGACAUGGUAUCCACAAGGUUUUGUGCAAGUACCAAUGACAGAUAUGAGGAUGAGGCCUGACAAUUCUUCAGGCUAUCCAGGGCGCACAUACCGGUUUUACCAAGGCAAGGCUGUUUUUGAAUUCGGCUAUGGUCUAAGCUACUCAAACUAUUCUUAUGAGUUCGCCUCAGUUACUCGAGAUACACUCCGUCUGAAUCUAGCAUCAUCUCCUAAUCCGUCUCACAAAAGCUCGAACACAAGCAAACCCGUGUUGAUUUCACAGCUGAGUACACAAUUCUGUGACACAGUGAAGUUCUCAGCAGUUAUCAGAGUGAAAAAUAAUGGGAAAAUCUCUGGUAGGCAUCCUGUUUUGCUCUUUACGCGGGCUGUUAAGCCGAAUGAAGGAAGUCCCAUGAAACAGUUGAUCGGAUUUGAGAGUGUCGACUUGAAAGAAGGACAGGAAAGAGACAUCGAGUUUGUCGUGAGUCCAUGUGAGCACUUAAGCACUGCUAAUAAAGAUGGGUUGAUAGCGUUAGACUUAGGUGUUUAUCACCUGGUUGGAGGACAGGCAGCAUACCAAAUCAACAUCAUUGCAUAAACAUGAAUGUAGAAGUAUGAGUUUGUAUAGAAUAGAUCCAUGCAGAAUAAUAAAACUUUGUCGAACGAAAUGAGUCAAUUCACUAGUUUAAUUUAUUUUCAAUUUUUAGUUGGAAAAGACGAGCAUGACGGCCCUUUCCACAAGCCUUGUGUCGAUUCGAGUGAAAUACAAGAAAUUGUGGCUUGUGCCUUUUAGUUGGAAAAAGGCGGGCACAACGGGCCUUUAAUUUUUGGAAGACAUUGAACAUGGCAUACAUGAACUACAAAAAUUGUGGCUUGAUGCCGAACCAAUAAGCUCAGUUUGUGUCAUGUCUUGGGCGUGUUCAUGAGUAUACGUCACUCUACUUAUUGUGAUUCCAAGUGAAUUUGGCCUCAUGCUUACAUUUAUCUUUAACACAAAUUUUCGUGAAAGACGAUCUCUUUAGUCUUUAAUAAGUGCCCGUAUACAAUGAUUUAUAUAUGUUCUUAAAUCUUAGUUAUCUUAAUAGUGUUUUCUAAGAGUGAUUCUAUUUCUCUUUGAUGACUUGAGAAACUAUUUGCAACAUUUGAGGGAGAUAUAAAAUCGUAGGUAGUUAUGAGGGAGUACGUACAAGGUGUAAGAUCGAAGAAGCGUUUUAAGUAUUAAAUUAACAUAUUUUGUUUUAAUUCAAUUAUAGGGUUACUUUUGUGCUUUAUAGAUUUGAAGUUUAAACCCUAAACUUGAAAAAUUAAGGAGUGCAUGAGAUUAGAAUCCGGUAUAAUCUUAUAUU